Messenger RNA from Synchiropus splendidus (mandarinfish), 4427 nucleotides. Its product is annotated as contactin-associated protein-like 4. The transcript is spliced from 24 exons. Bases 209 to 4144 code for a protein of 1311 amino acids. NCBI's taxonomy places the organism in Eukaryota, Metazoa, Chordata, Actinopteri, Syngnathiformes, Callionymidae. The record is from RefSeq and is a predicted model, not a curated record.
CUGGACUCGAACCCUCCCUCCUCCUGCACCUACACGUCCCUCCAUCUGUGGCCGGAGCAGCCGCACUCUCGCUGCGUCUCUGCGCGCCGCCGGACCGCUGCAGCCGCCUUGGUGUCGCGCCGCGCAGCUCCGAGGACCUGGAGAAAAGAAGGAGCGGGCGAUUUUCUUCGUCCUCAUUUCUGGAUUUAUUCGUCCACCCGCCUCCGACAUGCCGCCCGGGAGUGAAAGUGUGGCGUGGAUCAGCGCGAUGUUGGCCGCGCUGCAGCUCGCGUCCUGCGGGACUGAAGCAGACGUGUGCGACAGUCCGCUGGUGUCAAAUCUGCCGCUGCCGUCGUUCAGAAGUUCCUCGCAGCUCUCCAGCAGCCACGGGCCGAUGUUCGCUAAAGUCAACAGGAGAGAAGGAGCCGGAGGUUGGUCCCCCCUGGUGUCGGACAAGUACCAGUGGCUCCAGGUGGACCUGGUCAGGAGGACGCGCAUCACGGCCGUGGCGACGCAGGGGCGGUACGGCAGCUCCGACUGGAUGACGGCGUACCAGCUGAUGUUUAGCGACACCGGACACAACUGGAGGCUGCACCGGCAGGAGGACAGCUUUGGGGCGUUUCCUGGAAACAGCAACGCAGACACGGUGGUCCAAUACAAGCUAAUGCAGCCGGUGAUCGCUCGCUACCUCCGUCUGAUCCCGCUGGAGUGGAACUCUUCCGGCCGGAUCGGACUGAGACUGGAAAUAUAUGGAUGUCAAUACACCUCCGAUGUGGCCAACUUCAACGGCGGCAGCAGUCUGGUCUACAGGACCAAGCAAAGAGCCACCAGGGCGACGUCUGAAGUCAUCUCUCUGAAGUUUAAGACGCUGGCUAACUCGGGGACGCUGCUUCACGCCACUGGACGGAGAGAUCGCAGCCUCACGCUGGUGCUAGAGAAGGGACAGCUGCUGCUUUACCACCAGCAAGGGGUGAGCUCCUCAGCUGACGGCCGCCUCCUGGUCUCGCUGGGAAGCCUGCUCGAUGACCAGCACUGGCACCACGUGAAGCUGGAGCGCCUCAGCUACUUCCUCAACCUGACGGUGGACAAAACCAGCCGGCAGAUCCAAACCCCGGCAGAGCUCAGCCACUGGGACGUCCACCAGAUCAGCGUCGGCGCGGUCCAGAGUCCUGGACUUCAGAAACCCAUCCUGUCCAACAAGAACUUCCAGGGCUGCAUGGAGAACCUCUUGUACAACGAUAUCAACCUGAUUGACCUGGCAGAGCGCAGACACCCGCAGGUCACAGCUCAGGGUAUUGUGACCUUCUCCUGCUCGGAGCCGACCUCAGUGGCCGUGACCUUCACAGACUCCCAGAGUUUCCUCCAGCUGCCGGCUCAGUGGUCUUCGCCGUCGGUCUCGGUGGCUCUGGAGCUGAGAACCUGGAACAGAGAGGGGCUCAUCUUGACCUUUGACCUGGCAGAGCAACAAGGCAGAGUGUGGCUGUACCUCAGCGAAGCCAAGCUACAUCUGCGGAUCAGCAAAAUAGAGAGGACUCUGCUGGAGCUCAGCGCUGGCUCCAAUCUGAACGACGGACAGUGGCACUCUCUGGAACUGAAGUGGCGACCGGACCAUCUGACCAUCACAGUGGACAUGAACGAAGGCGCGACCGCUCACGCCAGCGUCCCCGCGCCAUCAACGGACCAUCACAUGUUUUUUGGAGCUUGUCCGGCUCCAGGCGGCGGCCCAGAGUGUCGGAACCCUUUCCCGCCGUUCCAGGGCUGUGUAAGGCGCCUCACCCUGGACAACCAGACGGUCGACUUCAUCAAGGUGCAGCAAAGGAUGCUGGGCAAUUCCAGCCACCUGCAGAUUGACAUGUGUGGCAUCGUGGACAGGUGCUCACCAAGUCUGUGUGAACACGGAGGGACGUGCUCACAGUCCUGGACGGGCUUCAGCUGCUACUGUUCUGCCAGCGGCUACCGGGGGGCCACCUGCCACACAUCCUCCUAUGAGCAGUCGUGUGAGGUGUACAAACACCAGGGCGGCACGUCGGGUCACUACUACAUCGACGUGGAUGGAAGUGGACCCAUCAGACCUCAGCUGGUCUUCUGCAACAUGACAGACGAGUCGUGGACGGUGGUCCAGCACAACAGCUCAGAUGUGAGCAGGCUGCAGGCCUCUCAGGGAAACUCUCAGCUCUCUGUUCACUUCCACUAUGGUGCUGAUGAGCAGCAGCUUUCCCGGAUCAUCGGCCAAUCAGAGCGCUGCGAGCAAGAACUGGCGUAUUUCUGCAGGAAGACCCGCCUCCACAACACGGCAGAGGGGACGCCACUAAGCUGGUGGGUGGGAGGUCCUAGUCCUGGAGAGAUCCAGACCCACUGGGGUGGUGCUCAGCCCGGCAGUCGCCAGUGUUCCUGCGGUGUUCGAGGAAACUGUCUGGACCCUCGUCACUCGUGCAACUGCGACGCUGACUACGAUCGAUGGACGAACGAUUCAGGAUUCCUGACACAUAAAGAGACUCUCCCUGUCUGGUCCAUGGUGAUCGGUGACCUCCAGCGUCCGGGCUCAGAGGUUGGUUACCAAGUGGGACCUCUCCGUUGUCAUGGAGACAGGAACUUCUGGAACGCUGCGUUUUUCGACACCGAGACUUCGUACCUUCACUUCCCCACCUUUCACGGCGAGCUGAACGCCGACAUUUCCUUCCUGUUCAAGACCACGUCGUCCUCUGGCGUUUUCCUGGAGAACCUGGGGAUUAAGGAUUUCAUCAGGAUCGAACUGAGCUCUUCCGCUGAGGUGGUGUUCUCCUUCGACGUUGGUAACGGACCACUGGCAGUCACGGUGACGGCGACUGUCCCGCUGAACGACGACCGCUGGCACAGCGUGCGAGCUGAGAGGAAUGUGAAGGAGGCGUCGCUCCGUGUGGACAACUACCCCCCCACCACGCGCGAGGCGCCGACUGACGGCCACGCUCAUCUGCAGCUCAACAGCCAGAUGUUCAUUGGAGGCACCGCGUCCCGACAGAAAGGUUUCCUGGGCUGCAUCCGCGCUCUGCAACUCAACGGUGUCACUCUGGACCUUGAAUCUCGGGCUAAGAUCACGCCCGGGGUCCGACCUGGCUGCCCGGGUCACUGCAGCAGCUACAGCGCCCUGUGCAAGAACCAGGGCCGCUGUGUGGAGCGAGCCAGAGGUUUCUCCUGCGACUGCAGUCGCUCGGCUUUUGUCGGAGCUUUCUGUCACCAAGAGAUCUCAGCCAACUUCCAGCAGACCACCUCCAUAACCUACGUCUUCCCCGAGCCCUCGGACCUCAGCAGAAGAGCCUUCAGCAAAUCCUCUUCCAUCUACUCGGAGGUGACUCUGAGAGGCGAAAGCGUCGCGCUGAACUUCAGGACCAGUGUGACUCCUGCCGCCCUGCUCUAUGUCAGUUCCUUCUCUGGAGAGUACCUGCUGCUGCUCAUCAACCAACUGGGUGAGUUGGAGUUGAGGUACAAGUUGCACAGCAGCCGCGACGUGGAUGUGUUUCAGGGCCGUGGCUCAAACUUGGCGGACGGACGGCUGCACACGGUGGCGGUCAGGAGGCAGUCGGAGACCGUCUAUGUUCAGAUUGACGAAAAGCCUGGAGAAAAGUUCAGCUUGACAUCUGGCGCAGAAUUCAACAGCAUCAAAUCGAUCACUCUGGGGAGGAUUUUGGACCUGGAGGACCUUGAAGAAGAACUGGAUGAGGACCUGGACUGGUUGCCCUCGUUCGGCUUCACCGGUUGCCUGUCUGCUGUCCAGUUCAACUCCAUCAGUCCUCUGAAAGCGGCUCUGCUUCACUUGGACGGUCGGGUGUCGGUCUCAGGCCCUCUGGUGGAGUCCAGCUGCUCCUCCUCCUUCUCCUCUGUGGAUCCUCACGCUGCUGAGACGACAAACUCCCUAACAGAUCCGCCUGCAUCAGUGGAUCCUGGCCAACCAUUGGUCAACGCCAUCAGGAGCGAUUCCGCACUAAUCGGAGGUAUGAUCGCACUGGUGAUUUUCCUGACCGUCUCAGCUUCGGGCAUCAUGGCCAAGUUUGUCUGCAUCAGAAAAGACACGUACAGAAACCGGGAGGCGAAAACCGCGGCGCCCGAGGACCGAGCGGAGUUCCCCUUCAGCAGCCAGGUGGAGCCUCAGAGCCACCCGCCGGACCCCCAGAGAGAGUUCUUCAUUUAGCAGGACCUGGACAGAGCGGACAUGAAUUUGUACAGUUUUACAGGACGCCCGUGAACACGCCUCCCCUUGGAAGCCUGAAGAUUUUGCUUCAAUUCAAGAACAAUAAAUAUUAUCACCAGAACAUCUACCAUUGCAGACAUAUUUUUAAAUGUUGCCAUGAUAUGUGCGUUUCUACAUUUCCUCCUGUCGUACUCCGAUUAUUUCCGCCGUAUAUUUUCUACAAAAGAAGAGUCGAGCGUGAAAGUUCAUCAGUCCGUCUGUGUCUGUGUUUUUUUGUUUACAA